AUGUCGUGCGUCUUUUAUAAAUUCACUUCUGUGCUCAAAUACAAGUCCAUCACAUUCAACGGCUUUGACAUCUGCCUGAGAGACCUCAAAUACAAGAUCAUGAAGAGCGAGAAGCUGAAGAUGACCACCUGUGACCUGGAAGUGACCAAUGCGCAGACCAAAGAAGAAUACAUAGAUGACAGCGCUCUUAUUCCUAAGAACACCUCGGUCAUAGUUCGCAGAGUCCCUGCUAGAGGAGGCAAAGCUACCGGCAAGACGUGUGCUACCUACAGAGGAAAGGCCAAGGGUGUCCAGCUGGAGAACCAGGCCACCAAGAAGUUCCCUUCAGACCUGGUAUCUGUGCUCCAGGUUUUAAAGACGGCCAAUCUGGCUGAAGCCAGUGCUUCCGAGGAAGACAAAAUCCAAGCUAUGAUGAACCAGUCUUACUGUGGAUAUGACCCAAGCAAUUACGUGAAGAAACCCUUGGGUACACCUCCACCAUCACAUACUUGCUACCGCUGUGGGGAACCUGGCCACUACAGAAAGAACUGUCCGACCAAUGGGGCUGUGGAGAAGUUCAAGAAUGGGACUGACUACAGAAAAAGGCUGCGUGAGGAGACUGAGCGGGAGCGGGCGCUAAUGCCACCGCUUCCACCACCACCACCACCACUCAUGGCUGUUCCACCUCCUGUUUCUCAGGUUGACAAUCAUGUUGAUAACACUCUGAUGUUUUAG
Mesitornis unicolor (brown roatelo) is the source of this 714-nucleotide messenger RNA. Its product is annotated as E3 ubiquitin-protein ligase RBBP6-like. NCBI's taxonomy places the organism in Eukaryota, Metazoa, Chordata, Aves, Mesitornithiformes, Mesitornithidae. The transcript is spliced from 8 exons. Bases 1 to 714 code for a protein of 237 amino acids. Gene Ontology annotation, molecular function: zinc ion binding; nucleic acid binding; ubiquitin protein ligase activity. The record is from RefSeq and is a predicted model, not a curated record. Gene Ontology annotation, cellular component: nucleus. Gene Ontology annotation, biological process: protein ubiquitination; ubiquitin-dependent protein catabolic process; mRNA processing.